Molecule: messenger RNA, 632 nt
Organism: Exophiala oligosperma
Lineage: Eukaryota; Fungi; Ascomycota; Eurotiomycetes; Chaetothyriales; Herpotrichiellaceae
Exons: 2
Coding region: 127-600 (157 amino acids)
Source: RefSeq, a predicted model, not a curated record
GGUAAUUUACCUCUAGUACAGUUCUAAUCCUCCAGAGACUGUUGCUCAGUACAGACGAACAUACCCUCCAAGACUUCAGUCACUUAAUCACUCACUACCUGUCAACUCACUCGACACCGCCUCGACAUGGAAGCUGCUGCAAAGCGCUUCUUUUCGUCCCCAUACUUUGCCGUUGUCGGCGCAAGUCAAGACAAGAGCAAGUUCGGCUAUCGGAUCCUAGCAUGGUACCAUGUCCAUUCACUUCCCGUCAUACCGAUCAAUCCUGGUCGACCGUCAAUAGCGCUGCCGUCCAAGACGUACGACACAGUCCCCUCGGUGUCAAGUCUUCCGAACCCAGCCACGACAGCCCUGUCUUUUCUCACUCCACCAGCAGUCACGAGAAAGGUGUUGGAAGAAGCCAAAUCCGCUGGAGUUCGAGCGGUUUGGUUGCAGCCAGGAAGUUUUGACUACCAAGACUUGAAAUACGCCCUGGAUAAUUUUGAGUCUGCUGUCGGCGGCUUUGAGUCUGGCACCGCCGGCGGAGAGGGAUGGUGUGUCCUUGUUGACGGCGAGGAGUCUCUCAGAGCAGCAGGUAAAGAUAUUGUAAGGCAAAGAUUAUAGGAAGUCAAUUGCGAAUUGAUUCAACCGUUUAA